AUGGACGAUACCAUAGGAGUACCUAUCUCACGUUUUACACUUGUUGACAGUAAAAAAAAGUUAAAAAUUUUAACAAAAAAUGUUUUCUGGAAAGCACCAAAAUUGUUGAUCUUGAUCCAGAUUUGCAACACAGUCAGAGAGUUGCCAGAAAGCAAAUUUUUAAAAGCGUUCGCCUGGUUGAAGGAUGUCGAGGCUAAGGCAAAAGAUGGGUCAUGGGAAAAAGUUCUUUUUUGCAAGACAUUCCUUCAGUUGUUGAGAUUGAGGCUGUUGAAGAUGACGUAUCAAGCAGCAGUGAACAGGAGAAUGUUGCAGAUCAUGUGGCCAGUGGCAGUCAACCAACUCUCAUGGGUUUUAUCUGAAGAAACAGCCAAAAACUAUGUUCAAACGGAUUGCAUAGCAUCAAUUAACGACGUUAAAGAAAUAAUUGGUCCAAGAUGCACAGAUGACCGUGCUAAUAUGUCCACCUUGAAACAAGAGACAACCCAACUCGAACUUCUUGGGUGCAGUGUGAUGGCUGCAUAA
Molecule: messenger RNA, 522 nt
Organism: Helobdella robusta
Lineage: Eukaryota; Metazoa; Annelida; Clitellata; Rhynchobdellida; Glossiphoniidae
Exons: 5
Coding region: 1-522 (173 amino acids)
Source: RefSeq, a predicted model, not a curated record